Molecule: messenger RNA, 1506 nt
Organism: Purpureocillium lilacinum
Lineage: Eukaryota; Fungi; Ascomycota; Sordariomycetes; Hypocreales; Ophiocordycipitaceae
Product: UDP-N-acetylglucosamine pyrophosphorylase
Biological process (GO): UDP-N-acetylglucosamine biosynthetic process
Molecular function (GO): UDP-N-acetylglucosamine diphosphorylase activity
Source: RefSeq, a predicted model, not a curated record
AUGGACAAGGUCAAGGAGAUCCUCAACAUCGGCUCCAAAGGCGCGGCCGCCGGCCCUGCCGAGCCAUCCCCUGAAGCCCUUUCCGAGCUCAAGGGCAAGUACACCGACGCCGGCCAGGGCCACGUCUUCAACUUCUACGACGGCCUGGCCGCCAGCGAAAGGGGUGCCUUGUUCCAGCAGCUCUCCAAGUUCGACCCCGCCAACAUUAACGACAUCUCCCAGCGCGCCACGGCCCCGGCAAAGGCCAGCGACACCCCCGACAAGCUCGAGCCCCUGCCCGACCAGGCCCUCGCCAGCAUCCUCGACUCCAAGCCCGACGACAUCAACACGUGGUAUGAGUCGGGUAUCGACCUGAUCGGCCAGAACAAGGUCGCCGUCGUCCUCAUGGCCGGUGGCCAGGGCACUCGCCUCGGCAGCUCAGACCCCAAGGGCUGCUUCGACAUCGACCUGCCCUCCCACAAGCCCCUCUUCCAGAUCCAGGCAGAGCGCAUCCGCAAGAUCCAGGAGCUCGCCAGUAAGAAGGCCGGUGGCGCCUCGGUCGUCGUGCCCUGGUACGUCAUGACCAGCGGCCCGACCCGCGAGCCCACGCAAAAGUUCUUCGAGUCCAAGAACUACUUUGGCCUGGAUCCCGCCAACAUCAAGAUCUUUGAGCAGGGCGUCCUGCCUUGCAUCUCCAACGACGGCAAGAUCCUGCUCGAGAGCAAGGGCAAGGUUGCCGUCGCCCCAGAUGGCAACGGCGGCAUCUACCAGGCCCUGGUCCUCUCCGGCGUGCUUGACGACAUGCGCAAGCGCGGCAUCCAGCACAUUCACGCCUACUGCGUCGACAACUGCCUGGUCAAGGUCGCUGACCCCGUCUUCAUCGGCUUCGCCGCUGCCCUGGACGUCGACAUUGCCACCAAGGUCGUCCGCAAGCGCAACGCCACCGAGUCGGUCGGUCUGAUUCUGUGCAAGAACGGCAAGCCGGACGUCGUCGAGUACUCCGAGAUCGACAAGGAGACGGCCGAGGCCCAGGACCCCAAGCAAGCCGGCGUCCUCAAGUUCCGCGCCGCCAACAUUGUCAACCACUACUACUCGUUCCGAUUCCUCGAGUCCAUCCCCCAGUGGGCCCAUAAGUUGCCUCACCACGUGGCCCGCAAGAAGAUCCCCUACGCCGACGUCGAGACGGGCGAGACGGUCAAGCCCGAGUCGCCCAACGGCAUUAAGCUUGAGCAGUUCGUGUUUGACGUCUUCAACAUGCUGCCCCUUAACAAGUUUGCAUGCAUGGAGGUCCGUCGCGAGGACGAGUUCUCUCCUCUCAAGAACGCCCGGGGCAAGGGUGAGGACGACCCCGACACCAGCAAGCGCGAUGUCAUGGCCCAGGGCAAGCGCUGGCUGGAGGCAGCCGGCGCCACCGUCGUCGCCGAGGGCGGUGUUGAGGUUUCUCCCCUCAUCAGCUACGGCGGCGAAGGCCUCGAGAAGCUCAAGGGCACCACGGUGACGGCCCCGGCUGUCCUGGAGUUGGAGUAA